AUGUCCGCGCCCGGCCGGUGGGCGCCCCUGCUCCUGGGCCUGCUGCUGGCCGCUCCAGGGAGCUCCCGUCUAGCCCCUCCUCGGAACGUGACGCUGCUCUCCCAGAACUUCAGCGUGUACCUGACGUGGCUCCCUGGGCUUGGCAGCCCCCAGAACGUGACCUAUUUUGUGGCCUAUCAAAGCUCUCCCAUCCCCAGGAAGUGGCAAAAAGUAAAAAAGUGUGCAGGAACCCGGGCACUGGUGUGUCCCCUCAUGUGCCUGAAGAAACAGGACCUGUACAACAAGUUCAAGGCUCGUGUGCAGGCGGCUUCUGCCCGUGUCCGGUCCCCUUGGGUGGAGUCUGAGUCCCUGGAUUACCUUUCUGAAGUGGAACCAGCCCCGCCCAUCCUGGUGUUCACCCAGACCAAGAAGAUCCUGAGGGUCAACGCCACCUACCAGCUGCCCCCCUGCAUGCCCCUGGUGGACCUGACGUACAAGGUGGAAUUCUGGAAGGAGGGCACCACAAACAAGACCGUAUAUCCAGCCACCCCACAUGGCCAGACAGUCCAGGUGCCCCUACCACCAGCCACCAGCGGACGCUACUGUCUCAGCGCCAGAACCCUCUACACCUUCAUUUCCCCUAAAUACAGCAACUUCUCCACGCCCAUCUGCUUCUUCCUGGAGGCCCCCGGACCCAUCUGGGCAGUCCUGGUGUUACCGUCACUUCUGCCGCUGCUGCUGGUGGUGGCCUCGGUGGGUAUGAUCUGGAAGAGUCUUCAGGGAAACCCCUGGUUUCGGCAGUCCAAGAUGCCACAGGCCCUGGACUUUUCUGGAUGCAGACGCUCUGUGCUAACCUUCCAGUCCAGUGGACCCGAGUCCCUAGAUGACUUAUUCCUCUGUCCCCAAAAGGAACUCAUGAGAAAGGUCAGGCCGGCCCCCCAGGUCAGGGCCUCAGACGCUCUGAAGGCAGGGUCAGAAGAGAGACUGACUGAGGACGAAGAUGACAGCGUCAGCUUCCAGCCCUACAUGGAACACCCCACCUUCCUGGGUCCAGAGCUCCGGGUCUCGGGGCACUCUGAGGCCGAUGGGUCCGGCGUGGACUCGGGAAGGCCCUGGACACUUGUGGUCCCUGGAGAAGGCUCCUCUGCUUGGGAUUCUUCAGACGGGAGCUGGCCCAGCACCGUGUAUUCCUCACCCUGGGACGAGGCUGGGUCCUCCAGCUAUUUGGCCAAGAAGCGGCCGGGUCAAGGGCUGAGCGGGGACCAGCAUCCGGAGCUUCUCUCACACCCAGAAUUCCCUGAGGACUUGGGCUUCCUGGCAGAGCCCCUGCAGGGUGACCUCUUCGUGUGGACCCCCUGGGGCUCCUCCUCCCCAGGGAGGAAUCUGCUCCCCGGGGAGCCCCAGGUUUCUCUUCGGACACUGACCUUCUGCUGGGACAGCAGUCCAGACGAGGAGGAGGAAGAGGAACAGCAGGAGGACGAGGAGGGUGAGAGGGAGGCRCAGGUGGAGGGCCAGCUCAGUCCAGGGGACCGGAGCACCGACAGCUCGGGGGCCGAGGGCUGCCAGGGGACCGAGGUCAGGAGUGGGGUGCUGGGGCACUACAUGGCCAGGUGA
Urocitellus parryii (Arctic ground squirrel) is the source of this 1593-nucleotide messenger RNA. It is a transcript of the gene Ifnlr1, whose product is annotated as interferon lambda receptor 1. Gene Ontology annotation, molecular function: cytokine receptor activity; protein binding. Gene Ontology annotation, cellular component: plasma membrane. Lineage: Eukaryota; Metazoa; Chordata; Mammalia; Rodentia; Sciuridae. Gene Ontology annotation, biological process: cytokine-mediated signaling pathway. The record is from RefSeq and is a predicted model, not a curated record.